AGAACAAAAUAAAGUUCGAGUCGCGAUGCGCCAUCCUCAAACUUGGGGAUAACCUUAAGGAGAAAGACCAAGCUCUCAGUCAGCAUUCGAUUCCGUGAGCCCGACGUGUUCGCCGACAUCCAACACCGAUUGCUAAUUCUCCUUGUCUGCUCGCCUCCAGCUUCGAUAGGCCAGUCAAUUGACAGCUUCGCGACCAGCUUCGAACCAAAGCAACCGCUAUGGCGACUUCCAAAGUCACUCUUCGGAGUGAUGCUGCUGCUUCGCUUCUCGAGCCAGAGAAGACUCUGCGUGCUUCCAAAGCUCUGGUUGCCCACAUGAAGAGUGAAGCCGAGAAGAAGGCCGCCACCUCGGAGAAGAAAGAGCUGCUCGCAGACGACGACGACGUUGGCUCCCUCGCCGAGACCCCGGUCUUCGUCACUUUCACCACCAAGCGUCAUCUCACCGAAUCACGAAACCUCAAGCCCACCAAAAUUCCCACCCCGCAUCCCAUUGAGACCGACCCCGAGAAAGGAAUCUGCUUGAUCGUUGCCGAUCCCCAACGCCACUACAAAAACCUUGUAGCCGACUCCGAGUUCCCCAACGACCUUCGCAAGAAUGUAUCGAGAGUCAUUGAUUUCGGCAAGCUCAAGAAAAAGUUCACAGCGUAUGAAAACCAGAGGGCGCUAUAUGCUGAGCAUGACAUAUUUUUGGCCGAUACACGCAUCAUAAAUCGUCUCCCCGGUUUAUUAGGAAAGACUUUCUAUAAAAGCCAGAAGAAGAGACCCAUCCCAAUUGAGAUUCAGGCUCGGAUACCGAAAUCCGCUGGCAAGCGUGUCAAACCCACGAAAGGUGAAGUAAACUCGUGCACAUCAGUUCAGCUAGCUGGAGAGAUCAACCGAGCCGUAGCAGCGGCUCUUGUCAACCUGUCUCCUUCAACGAAUCAUGCUGUGAAGAUUGGUUAUGCUUCAUGGAAAGCAGAAGAAUUGGCCGCGAAUGCCGAGAAAGUUGUUAAUGUCAUGGUUAAUAAGCUUAUCCCUGGAGGAAAGAAAAAUGUCAGGAGUAUCUACUUGAAGGGACCCACGACCGUUGCUUUGCCUAUCUACUUGACAGAUGAGCUUUGGUUGAGUAAAGAAACAGAUGUUGUAGGUGAUGACUCGGAGCAAGCCAAGGCUCUGCUAGCAGCUGAAAAGGCAAACAUCGGCAAGAAACGCAAAUCGUUGGAGGGUGCUGUUGAGGAGGCCGAGCCCGUUUCGAAGAAGUCCAAGAAAACAAAGCAGGCCAAGCUGCCAGAGAGCAACGAUGACAAACUUGAUAAGGAGAUUGCGGAACGCAAGGCCGCCCUGAAGAAACAAAAGAAAGCCGCUAAGAAGGCUCUGGACGCAUGAUGUAGCCGCCUUGGCAAAACCUCUGUAUCUCAUCUACAGCAUGGUGGAGUUUGGAGUUUUGACGGGAUUGCAAUACGCUUCAAGUUAUACAUGAGGGUAGACCACGUUACCGUGGACUUUUGUUUGUCGCUUUCAAUAUGAGGGCGUCUAACCCGAUAAAUAUAUCAAAUUUGCUCAGGAGCGUCGACAGUCAGCCUAAUCAAGCACAUGUGAACCAGUAGGUUAGCAAAUCACCUAG
Messenger RNA from Xylaria bambusicola, 1602 nucleotides. Its product is annotated as ribosomal protein L1p/L10e family-domain-containing protein. The record is from RefSeq and is a predicted model, not a curated record. NCBI's taxonomy places the organism in Eukaryota, Fungi, Ascomycota, Sordariomycetes, Xylariales, Xylariaceae. The coding region runs from base 219 to 1364 and encodes 381 amino acids. The transcript has 13 exons.